AUGACUUCACAGACUUUUGUGUGUGUGCAAAAGCAGAAUGUUACCCGGAGGAAGACAUCAGUUCCCAGCUCAACAGCUCCACCAGUGAUCUUCAGGACCUUACCAGACAGUUGGAGAAGACUAACGCUAUCAUUGAUGUGCUACAGUCACUAUGCAAGUUUACUGACAGACUUUCAAAGCUUCGUCCAGAACAAUGAGUUCCUGCAAGCAGCCGAUGCUGUCAAUGAAUUGAAAUCUGAUUUGGAUGUUCUCAUCGAAGACGGAUACUGUGAGCUGAAAAUUGUCAAGGCUCUAAGGUCUGAGCAGCGAGUGAACCAAGAGACGCUGCUGCAUCAUCUAGGAGAGGCCUGGUCUGCCAUGACUGUCUGGACUAUACCCCAUGCCAAAGAACCUGUCACCUUGACCAACGUCAGCCAAGUCCAACUCAAACUAGUUCACAGUGAAAAUGCUUCGGUGACUGCCAAUGCCAUGAGCCAGGUUGGAAUUCUGAAGAGCAAAAUGUAAG
This is a messenger RNA of Patiria miniata (bat star), 505 nucleotides long. Its product is annotated as centromere/kinetochore protein zw10 homolog. Bases 1 to 504 code for a protein of 167 amino acids. NCBI's taxonomy places the organism in Eukaryota, Metazoa, Echinodermata, Asteroidea, Valvatida, Asterinidae. The transcript is spliced from 6 exons. The record is from RefSeq and is a predicted model, not a curated record.